CUCGAUGGCAACGAAGACAUUGAUCUUUUCGAAGAUGGCCAAAACGAUGAUGACGAUGAGAGCCAAGAUGAGGUUGGCCAAGACGUUUUCGCGGCCAUCCGCCGACACAAUGUCACUACCCAGCGAUCAAGGAGUGGGAUCCACAGGAUGGAGUACGCAGUA
Neurospora hispaniola is the source of this 162-nucleotide messenger RNA. RefSeq lists its product as uncharacterized. The transcript has a single exon. The annotation marks the transcript as partial. NCBI's taxonomy places the organism in Eukaryota, Fungi, Ascomycota, Sordariomycetes, Sordariales, Sordariaceae. The record is from RefSeq and is a predicted model, not a curated record.